This is a messenger RNA of Bipolaris victoriae FI3, 153 nucleotides long. RefSeq lists its product as hypothetical. The transcript has a single exon. The annotation marks the transcript as partial. The record is from RefSeq and is a predicted model, not a curated record. NCBI's taxonomy places the organism in Eukaryota, Fungi, Ascomycota, Dothideomycetes, Pleosporales, Pleosporaceae.
UCCAGCAGAUCCCGCUAUCCACGACAACGCAGAACAAUGACGCAGAUAGUGUGCGGACUCGACGAGGUACUAAUAUAUUUCAAUCUCGCUGCGCCUCACCUUCUACACUCCGCUCAAACCAUCAUUUCAAAAAAUCAUCGCGUGUUCUGUUAG